AUGUCCACUCAGGAGACAGCAAAGACCCUCUACUUGGUCGCCGAAGGGACGAAGUAUGCCUACCGUCUCAUUGGCAACUCGAGCAAUUCCCAACCACCCCUUCUGAUGCUCAACCACGUUCGAUCAACCAUCGAUACGUGGGACCCUGAGCUUGUCAAUAACUUGACCAGAACGGGCCGCCAGCUCAUUACGUACGACUACGCUGGCCUUGGCCACAGUCAAGGUGCCAUUGCUCCGAGCAUCAAGGUCUUUGCGCUCAAUCUCUUGGCUUUCCUCAACGUGUUGUUUCCAACCCUGUCUAUCAAGCAAGUUGAUGUGCUUGGCUUUUCCAUGGGUGGUUAUAUCGCUCAGCAGCUCACCCUUGACGCUCCGGAUCUCGUUCGAAAGCUGGUUCUCGCUGGUACAGGCCCCAGUCUUGGCCCUGGCUUGGUCCGCCCCAUGAAUGAGGUCCAAUCAACCGUCUUCAAUCCUACCCCUGGAGUACCUACCAUUGAGGCAUUCUUCCCUUCAUUCACCACUGGCGAGGAAGGUGCGGAAUGGUUCAAGCGAAGCACAGGUUCACGAAGCGGUGUUGCAGGCAAGGACGGGGAACCUGAGAUCGCUCAAUUCACCACCGGCGAAGAUCUUAUCAAGCUUACUCAGGCCUACCUGACCUGGGAUGCCGAUCCGGUCCCCUAUGCUCUUCUGCAAACCAUCCAGAAAGACGCCCUCGUUACCAACGGUGACAACGAUCUCAUCGUGCCGACGCAAAACUCAUUCGUUCUGGCUAGGCAGCUUCCCCGUGCCCAUUUUGUCAUGUUUCCCAGCAGCGGGCACGGGCAUCUCUUCCAGUAUGCCGGUUAUUAUGCAAAGCUUGUCGGGGAAUUUCUCAAUGGGGUGAUCCCAAGUGUCCGCUUCUCAGCUGGUAAAGCUCCAAUCCCUGGAUCGUUUGGAAAUAUCAACUAG
This is a messenger RNA of Clonostachys solani, 945 nucleotides long. The record is from the annotation of a GenBank genome assembly. Lineage: Eukaryota; Fungi; Ascomycota; Sordariomycetes; Hypocreales; Bionectriaceae.